Messenger RNA from Chiloscyllium plagiosum (whitespotted bambooshark), 2456 nucleotides. It is a transcript of the gene egln2, whose product is annotated as egl-9 family hypoxia-inducible factor 2. Gene Ontology annotation, molecular function: ferrous iron binding; L-ascorbic acid binding; peptidyl-proline 4-dioxygenase activity. The record is from RefSeq and is a predicted model, not a curated record. Gene Ontology annotation, cellular component: nucleus; cytoplasm. Gene Ontology annotation, biological process: peptidyl-proline hydroxylation to 4-hydroxy-L-proline; cellular response to hypoxia. Lineage: Eukaryota; Metazoa; Chordata; Chondrichthyes; Orectolobiformes; Hemiscylliidae.
GUUGUGCACGUGUAAUUGACACAAGGGCUGAUGGAGAAGAGGUGGCGGGGUUCGGGGCUCGGGCAGGGACCCUUCCUGCGGGCAAUGCAGCCCCGGACACAUGCAACUCGUUAAAUGCAGCGCCGGGGAGGUGGUGGUCGAUUGCAAUUCGCCGAGGAGACUGUUUCCGAGGAGAGAGAGCGCGAAAGAGGAGAGAGAGAGAGAGAAGCGGCGGCGGUAAUCCAGAGGCAGAGGGUGUGUGGGUGGGUGAGUCCCGGCCUGGUGAGGAUGAGAUGCCCGUGAGCCCGGUGCCGGGCUCUGCCAAGCCAUGGCCCCGGGACGUGAGCUGAGAUGGCAGAGCCGCCCCAGCCCCCGCCCCCGCCCCCGCCCCCGCCCGACUCCCUGAGGCUCUCGGCUCUGAGCUCUGCCCCCUGCCCCGCCGAGCCGCCAGCCCCGGCCGCUCUGCCCAUGGGGCUGCAGGGCUUCCCCAGCCAGCCCGCGGCGGCUGGCAGGCCCCCCUGCCAACUCCUGCAGCCGGCUACCCACCUCAGGGGCACGGGCAUGGGAGCGGAAGCGGGCGGAGACAAUGUAUCCUCUCCGCUGGAUACAGUAUCCCCUGGCACCCGAAUGGUUACAGUAUCCACUGGCACCCGAAUGGUUACAGUAUCCCCUGGCACCCACAUGGUUACAGUAUCCACUGGCACCCGAAUGUCUACAGCAUCUGGGGACUGCCAACUAGUUUCAGCACCCACUAGCUCUCGAACGGUUAUGGGGUCUGUGGGCACUGUGCAUAGCGAGAGUGCAAGGAAGCUGCCCCACCAACCGCCCCGCCAUUCUCGGGACCUCCUGCUGACCAUCGAUCCUGUCCUCAGUACCCUUUCUGCCGGCCAGGAGGUGGCGAGCAGCAACUGCAGAAGGAGAGCCUUGGAGAGCCCGUGUCUGAUGCCAGCCUCUUGCCUGUGGCAGGGAGGGAGUGGCGGGGGCCUUCAAGUGGAUGGGAGCGAUGCCCAGCUGUGCCCCAAGCGGAAAAGACUGGAAAACCUGGACAGUCCCAGCGGCCUGAGCCUGGUGAACGGCCACAGCGAGGAUCCUGGCCCUGGCAAGGAUGCCAAGUGGAAGAAAGAGGAGGAUGAAAACGUGGCACCCUUGGGGUGCCAGGACGCUAAUGCGAUGGGCAGGGCAGCGCAGGACACGCACCUGAGAUUGCAGAUGCAGGACUUGGUCAACAACUACAUUGUGCCCUGCAUGAAUUGCUAUGGCAUCUGUGUCAAGGACAAUUUUCUCGGGGAGGGACUGGGGAAUAAGGUCCUCAUGGAAGUGCUGAGCCUACACCGGAAUGGGAUCCUGAUGGACGGGAAGGUGGUCAGCCCCCUCAGUGUGCCCACCAGGAGCAUCCGAGGAGACAAGAUUGCCUGGGUGGAUGGCAAGGAACAAUCCUGUGCCAACAUUGGCCUCUUGAUGGCCAGGAUCGAUGAGCUGAUCAUCUAUAGCACUGGCAGGCUGGGGGCAUACAUGAUCAAUGGGAGGACUAAGGCGAUGGUGGCUUGCUACCCCGGGCACGGAACUGGGUACGUCCGACACAUUGACAACCCGAAUGGUGAUGGGCGAUGUGUCACGUGUAUUUAUUAUCUGAACAGGGACUGGGAUAUCAACGUCCAUGGUGGCUUGCUACAGAUAUUUCCGGAAAACCGCUCGGAGGUUGCGAACAUUGAGCCUUUAUUUGACAGGUUAUUAAUUUUCUGGUCUGACCGUAGGAACCCACAUGAAGUAAAACCUGCUUUUGCUACCAGGUACGCCAUUACUGUCUGGUAUUUUGAUGGAAAGGAACGCAUCGCAGCCAAAGAGCGAUUUAGGAAAGCUUCUGCUCAGAAGGCUUUGCAGUUCACCCAGACCAGUACAACGUAGGGUCCAGUCAGACAGGAACCACUCCCACCCCAUCCAACGAGCAGAUGGAUUGCAUGCGCUGAGCUGGUGUUGAGUCAUCGACCCUCCUCCUCCUCCAUCCACCUCAAGGGCUCUCCGUCCAACACCCACCAACCCACCCAGCUGACCCCACCUCCAUACACCGUCCUGGGGCACCUUGAAACAGCGGUUCGGUUCACUAAGGACCACCGAGUUCUUCAAACUGACAAGAAACGACAGGCGAAGGGUCACCGGAGCAGCGUUUAACCCUCCACUGUGCAUUAUGGGGACUUGCACAUUGACAGUGUACAGAGAAAAAUCGUUUGUUGGACUUGUUACUCUGCCCCUCAGCAAUCAUUGUGUGUUUGGGGUCAGAAAGCUUUACUUUCAGUUCAAAAGAAGAGAGACAGACUUUACUCUGUAUCUAACCCUGAGCUGUCCCUGUCCUGGGAGUGUUUGAUGGGGACAGUGUAGAGGAAGCUUUACUCUGUAUCUUACCCCAUGCUGGCAAAGAAAAUUGUUUGUUAUUCAGAGACACACAGCCUUGAUACGGAUAAACUUCCCUUUGCAAAUAA